AUGGUGGACGUGGAUGAUGUGGUGAUGGGGGGGGCUGCUGAUACCAAGCCUGCCGCGCAGCAAGCGCCGCCGGCCAGGCUGCAGCCGUGGGUGGAAAAGUACAGACCCAAGACGGUGGAUGACGUGGCACACCAAGACGAGGUGACGAACACCUUGAAAGGCGCGAUCGCCACGGGGGUGCUCCCCCACCUGCUGUUCUACGGGCCGCCCGGCACGGGGAAAACGUCGACGGCACUGGCGCUGGCGCGGACGCUGUUUGGGCCCGACACGUACAGGGACCGAAUCCUGGAACUCAAUGCGUCGGACGAGCGAGGGAUCAAGGUCGUCCGCGAAAAGAUCAAGACUUUCGCACAGGUUGCGGUCGGGAGAGCGACGCACCAGGCGGGGUACCCUUGCCCACCGUUCAAGGUGAUCAUCCUGGACGAGGCGGACACGAUGACGCCGGACGCGCAGUCGGCGCUACGGCGUACGAUGGAAACCUACUCCACGGUGACGCGGUUCUGCCUGAUCUGCAACUACGUGACCCGAAUAAUCGAGCCCUUGGCGUCCAGGUGCGCAAAGUUCCGGUUCAGCGCGCUAGGCCAGGGGGCGAUGUUGGAUCGGCUCAGCUACAUAUCACGGGAGGAGGACGUUAAGAUUGCGGCGGACGGCCUGCAAGCCAUCGUUGACCUCUCGGGGGGGGACAUGAGGAAGGCAGUCACGGCUAUGCAGUCGGCGUCGCAGUUUUACGCCGGAGCAGAGGUGACGCCUGAAGUCCUGGUAGACAUCGCGGGCAAGAUUCCCGCCGAGGUGAAGGAGGCGCUCUGGUCGGCCAUCAAGUCCGGCUCGUACAACAAGAUUGUGGCGGCGGUCGACGACUUCAUGAGCUCCGGCUACCCUCUCAGCACGCUACUGGAGGACAUGCAGGAGGCGACGGUGGCGGACACGACCAUUCCCGACCACAAGAAGGCCGACAUCUGCAGGCGCAUCGCGGAAGCCGACCGCUGCCUGAUCGACGGCUGCAACGAGGAACUCCAGCUGCUGGACCUAGCCUCCGUCGCUGCACGAAGUUGCUGUUCCCAGUAGGCAGAGGCGGCGCGCGCGGUUAUUGGCCCACGAAGACUGUGUAAACGGGUUGCGGCUCUCCCGCCGUAGAGCACUAGUUCGUGGUAUGAGUUGCUCUUUCGGGAAAGCUGGAGAAGAAGCGCGUGGUUGUUGACUCAUCGACUGCGUUCGGACUACUCGUCCCAACGUCGUAGAAGGGACGUUUUUGUUAGCGUAAGGACGACGUGUUUUUUACAAUGUACCCCCGCCAGAAACAGCGGCACGUGGUUGUGGCUGAUGAAGUGUAAGUUCUUAUCCCCAGUAGAGACACUGCGUGGUCGCCUUACAACCAACGUGUGCGUGAACCACAUGGCAAGAGCCGGGGGGGUGGUCGGCUCUGAACGCAUGCCGGCCUGUGGUGGUGUACCCGCGGGGAUGGAUAAUAUCUACGAACGAGCGUCUCGCUGUACACUCUUUGGUUCGCCUGCAUCGGACCAUGAUGCAGAGCGGAGUGUCGAGUCAGUGCAGUACGUGACCUUGCUGAAGAACACCAAACAAGUACUACGAUGAGGCAAACACAGUUAGCUGCAAUUGCACAAAACACUUGAAGACUUACUCGUGGGGGAGAAUAGGGACAACGGUUUUAGCGAAGUGAAAUGCGUGGACUAGAACCACCAUCACCUCGCUGUGUUUUCAACCCUAAACAAGUACACGUU
Messenger RNA from Ectocarpus siliculosus, 1739 nucleotides. The record is from the annotation of a GenBank genome assembly. Lineage: Eukaryota; Phaeophyceae; Ectocarpales; Ectocarpaceae.